Messenger RNA from Dichotomopilus funicola, 483 nucleotides. RefSeq lists its product as uncharacterized. Gene Ontology annotation, cellular component: nucleus; MCM complex. The record is from RefSeq and is a predicted model, not a curated record. The transcript has a single exon. Gene Ontology annotation, biological process: double-strand break repair via break-induced replication; DNA strand elongation involved in DNA replication; mitotic DNA replication initiation. Lineage: Eukaryota; Fungi; Ascomycota; Sordariomycetes; Sordariales; Chaetomiaceae. The coding region runs from base 1 to 483 and encodes 160 amino acids. Gene Ontology annotation, molecular function: single-stranded DNA binding; single-stranded DNA helicase activity; ATP binding.
AUGCGCAAACUCGGCCAAGACGUCCGCACAGCCGACAAACGCAUCACCGCCACCACGCGGCAACUGGAAUCCAUGAUCCGGCUCUCCGAAGCCCACGCCAAAAUGCGGCUCUCCGAGGUCGUCACUCCCGACGACGUCGGCGAAGCAGUCCGCCUGAUCAAAUCCGCGCUCAAAACAGCUGCUACCGACGCCCAGGGACGGAUAGAUAUGAGUUUGUUGACGGAGGGGACGAGUGCGGCGGAGAGGAAAAAGAAGGCGGAUAUGAAGGAUGCGGUGGUGAGGUUGUUGGAUAGUGAGUUGACGGCCGGGGGGCAGGCGGUGAGGUAUGCGGAGGUGGCGAGGAGGUUGGCGGAGGGGGCUGGGGUGCCGGUUGAGUCGGGGGAGUUUGCGGAGGUGAUGAGGACGUUGGAGAUGGAGGGGGCUGUGAUGGUUAGUGGAGAGGGGCCGAGGAAGAGUGUGAGGAGGGUUACUGCGAGUGUUUGA